Branchiostoma belcheri (Belcher's lancelet) is the source of this 1075-nucleotide messenger RNA. RefSeq names its product zinc finger protein 569-like. The transcript is spliced from 2 exons. The record is from RefSeq and is a predicted model, not a curated record. Gene Ontology annotation, cellular component: nucleus. The coding region runs from base 137 to 1000 and encodes 287 amino acids. Gene Ontology annotation, biological process: regulation of transcription by RNA polymerase II. Lineage: Eukaryota; Metazoa; Chordata; Leptocardii; Amphioxiformes; Branchiostomatidae. Gene Ontology annotation, molecular function: RNA polymerase II transcription regulatory region sequence-specific DNA binding; DNA-binding transcription factor activity, RNA polymerase II-specific.
CUCUUUGUCCACGUAUUUUACUUUGUUUAUAUUUUGGCCUCGUAUUCUUUCCUUUAUACCCAUAGAACAAGUCAAUCGACACACAACCCACAUUCACACCACUACACGAGGGCAACAAUUUGCAGUAGGAGCAGAAAUGGCAAAGAGUUCCGAACGGUUGCCCUUCAAAUGUGAUCAGUGUAACUAUUCCACCGCUUGGAAAAGCAACCUAACCAGGCACAUGUCGGUACACACCAAGAAAAGGCCUUACAAGUGUGCGCGAUGCGACUACGCUGCUACACAAAAAUCCCACUUAGUAAGCCACCUGGCGGCACACACGGGAGACAAGCCUUACGUGUGCGGCGAGUGCGGCUUUCGUACGGGGAGUCGGUCCACGGUUGUGAAACACGUGAAAGGUCACAGCGGCGAAAAACCGUACAGGUGCUAUCAGUGCAGCUACUCAACUGUUAACAAGACCCAACUCAAGUUGCACAUGAAAGAACACACUGGUGAGAAACCAUUCACAUGUGACAAGUGCCCUUACAAAGCAGCUUUGAAAUCCAGGCUUACAACACACAUGAGGAGCCACUUGGGUAAGAAACCGUACAAGUGUGAGCUAUGCAGCUACAGAGGGAGCCAAAAAAGCCAUCUAGAUGUACACAUGAUCAGUCACAAAGUGACGUACAAGCCGCUUGUAUGUGGGGAGUGUGGGUAUAGGACUGCUAUCAAGUCUAAUCUGGUUGCGCACAUGAAAACGCACACAGGGGAUAAACCCUACAAGUGUGAGUUGUGCAGUUUUGCCGCAGUUUUUAAGUCUCAUCUGGAGAGACACAUGAACACUCACACGGGUAACAGGCCGUAUAAAUGUGAACACUGCAAGUAUGCUGCGGUACAGAAGAUCCAGUUGGAAACUCACAUGAACCAACACUCAGGGCUGAAACCAUUUUCGUGCGAGAAUUGUGACUAUAGAACUGCCUACAAGUCACACUUAACCAGGCACAUGAAAGUCCACAAAACAUGAAAAAGAAAAACAAUAUAUUUCAUCUAUACCAUGGUAUGGAGUGAAAUAUUAUCCUAACACUAAUCGGAUGAAAUU